This is a messenger RNA of Temnothorax curvispinosus, 891 nucleotides long. RefSeq lists its product as uncharacterized. The transcript has 3 exons. The coding region runs from base 477 to 803 and encodes 108 amino acids. NCBI's taxonomy places the organism in Eukaryota, Metazoa, Arthropoda, Insecta, Hymenoptera, Formicidae. Gene Ontology annotation, molecular function: zinc ion binding. The record is from RefSeq and is a predicted model, not a curated record.
UUCAGGUCGCGCCAUCUACCGCUAUCGCCAUGCAAAUAAAAGUGGAAACAACGAGAUAUGUUUACAGGCAGUUUGCAAAAAAAAAUAGAAAAAACAACUUUAACGUGUGAUUAUUACCAAAGCUUCUUGUGCAAUAGAUGCAGUGUAUUUUUUUACAUUUUACUGUUAAUAAUUUCGGUAAGUAAAAAUUGCUAUACGCGCAUAAUCUAUGAUUGUUACUAUUUUGAUGUUAUUAGUUAUCGUUUGUGUUAUGCCUGUAACGUUCCCGCUUAUUGUUGCCUGUAUUUAUGUUUUUCUUAUCUAACGUCUUUCGCUAUUUUUCGACCUCGUUAUUACUUUCAAUUCGACUGUUUCGCCGGCCAGUUCAUAUGGCGAUAAUCGCCACACUAUAUAAUUGGAGGACUAUAUAACAGCGGUAUUGCACAGCGAUUUCUAUUCCAAGUUGCAGCAACUGCUGUAUUUGUUAUGGAUAAAAAAUGGAGAUUGUGAUAACAACUAAAUUUCAAAAAGUUACCCAUGAAAUACUCUUUCAACCGGAAACUAUUCCAAAAGGGAAGCAACUAGUUAAUGCUGGUCAUGUUUGCGAUGUUAAGGAAUGUAGGCGAAAUAAUCAAAGUUACCUUAUUGAAGCUCAAGUCAUAAGACAAACUUCAGUGUCAUCUCAACCAUACCGUACAAAGUUAAAUAUUGAUGCUGAUCGUAAGGUAACUCUUGUUUCAUGCACAUGUGUUUACAACAAGAGCGGAAAAUGUAAACAUAUAGCUGCUCUCAUUCAUUAUAUUAAUAAUAAUAAGCCUAGUUGAAUAGGAAAAUAUUCCACCCUGAGUUCACUAUUCUCUCACCGGAGCGCUUCCGUAGCUCGUAGCUAUCCCCUCCAACCGACUGCACAGA